Bombus terrestris (buff-tailed bumblebee) is the source of this 3975-nucleotide messenger RNA. RefSeq lists its product as uncharacterized. The transcript is spliced from 2 exons. The record is from RefSeq and is a predicted model, not a curated record. NCBI's taxonomy places the organism in Eukaryota, Metazoa, Arthropoda, Insecta, Hymenoptera, Apidae. The coding region runs from base 742 to 2997 and encodes 751 amino acids.
AAAUAAUAAUUUGUGUCAUAGCUGAUUAUAUCUGUGAAGAUCACAGAAAAUUUUGUUGAUUUUCUGCUUUUGAUGUUAUUUCAUGGUUAAGGAGAUAUACUUUAACAUAACAUACUUAAGAAGAGGAUCAAUCGAUUCGGCCCAAAGAUAUACAUAAACCUUUUAGCAUUAAAUGACAAAUCUACGAGCUUUUCCGAAAACAACUAAUGGUAUAUCUCUAAUAUUUAGAAUAUGAUAAUCAAUACUUUUAAGAAACCAAUAUUUUUAAUGUAAAUAUUUUUUAAAGAAAUUCCACAAGCAUGUGAUUGGUUAAUAAGAUAUUGGAUUUUAAAGUCGUUGUCAUAUAAGAAACCAAAAGUAUGAUCUAUCGUGCCUUUCUCCUAUGAUUUAAUAUAUGAUAAUAUUUUUAAUUGCCAAUUAAUUUACCAAUUUUAAGUAUUAUAAGAAUUGCUGCGAUUUAUUUACAUGUGAAGUUAAUAUUAAAUCCGAUAUCUACAUAUAUAUUUCAAUAUCUAUCUAACAUACAAUUUCAAGAAUGACAUAUCAAAUAAGAAAUUACAAAAUCUGAAUAAUAUUAAUGCUUUAAGUAUGUCGCAUAUAUUUUAAAUAAGUUGGAAGGAUAGAAUAUUUACGAAAAAUGAUAACAUAAUUGCGUUUAUAGCAUAAAAUAAUAAAACUAUCUUAUCGUAACGCAUUCACAAUUGUUUUCAAAUGAUCCUAUGGAAGAAUUGAAUCGUUCUGAUGUAUCCAGAUUGCAGUAUUAACAUCUACACUGGAUGGACCCAAAAAUGGACAUCACCAAAACGAUUUAAAAAAAAAAAGUAUAUCGAUAUCCACGAAGUAGUACGAGGACCAUUUUCCUCUCCAAGAUUAAUAAGCACACAACCAUUUAUCACGUUUUCGUCUUAUCAACGACGAGAAAAUUAUUCCGAUGUGCGUCGAGGUAUUCCUGAUACUUGGAAGGAGUAUUUAAUUUCUAAGGGAUUUUGUAAGGGAUUUGGUACGAAGGCGUACGUAUUACAGAAAAAUUUAAUACCUUUCUGUACCAGAUACAUCAUCACUGAUAGGCUAUGGAACGAUACACGUUUGUCUUUUAUACAAGGAAUUCCUGAUCCAUGGAAAACUAGAACUCUUCAUCGGAGCGAGUCCAGUAAAUAUUCUCGAUCGCGGUUUUCUCGCGCCAAAAAUAUUUGUUCUACACAAUUUGCGUGCGUGUACGAUGGAGACGACGAGGCAGAAAUAGAACGCGGUGUCCCGUGUCAAUUUAAUAAAGAUCAUAUUGAUGAUAAAAAAGAUCCUCCUCAAGAAGGACACCGAGUAUCAAAUUAUUCGCUAAUUGAGAGAACAUUCAAAGACAAUUUGGAGGGAGUUCGGAAAAAAGAAAAGAGAUACACUAGUCAGUUAUCCUUUCAGAAAGACUCGAAAUUAUCGAAUCGGAGGAAACCUACAGAAAGAGUGAAACAUGACCAAUGUACUGAGACUGUUGUAGAAAAAACUCGUCCUAAGUCUCAAGAAAUUAUUUCUAAUAAAAAUCUCAACAGGCAUACUCAUUCUAAACAUCACAAAAAGGUUCAAUUGAAGGAUAAAAAGCAAUUUGCAUCAAAGAAUGAUUUAGAAAAUGGAACAAUUACUGAAAAGGAAGGCCAAGCUACUUCUAAAAAUGCAGCCGAUGGAAUUGCACAAACUAGUAUAAUUCUAAAAGAUAAAAUUGGCGAAGCACAAGAAUCUUUUCCCAGAAAACACAUAGAUGCAAAUACCCAAAUGUAUCCUAAUAAUAUUGCCUGUUGCAAUUGUAUACUACAUAAUUAUAUGCUUUCAAGUAUACAUUAUUUUCGUAAUUGUACGAGUCCAUUGAAAGAUGUGAGCUUGUCGAAUAGCGUAUUGUGUCAAGAAUGCGAAAAUAUUUAUCGUAAACGGAAACCAGAGAAAUUAAUUUCUCCGAAAAAAAAGUUAGAGUUUUGUACACCAGACCCGAAAACGUACACAAAACACAAACAACGAGUAUAUAUGAAGCGAGAAAAAAAUUAUGAAUGGACAAAGCAGAAGUUGUGCACUUGCAUGCAGAAGAUGAGGAAACAAUUCGGGGAACAAAACAGACUAGACCAUCGCAUACGAACAAAGGACGCGAUCGUCCCUAAGCAAGAACUAAAUUUGAUGUGUUAUUACUGUAAUAGCCCUGAUCUGAAAAUUGAGAAAAUCUGUGGAAACACGUCUGGUCGAAACACGCGUUCGUGUAUCGGUAAAAAAACCUCGAUAAGACCGAGGAACGAACAAAAUAAGAUCAGGGAUUGCGUUACGAAACAUCUAAUUACAAAAAGUCGAAGGAAUUUUAUUCCAGGUUCUAAGAAGCAUAGUUACACGUGCAUUGGAAACAAAAGACAUGUUUCUAAGCGUCACCUUGACUGGGCGUCACCAUCGAUGACUGCUAAAUGGGGACAUAAUAUGGCAAAAAAGAAGGAUUGUGAAUUCUCGAAGAAAAAUAAUUGUCAUGAUAAAAUGUUAAAAGUAGAAACCGAAAGAACCAGGAUUGACAAAGAAACGAAGGGGAACGAAAGUACUGAGACGUUUGGCAAUAUUGUAACAGAUAGAAAAGGGGAAGGAUGUAAAAAAGAAGCAUCAGACGAUUGCUUUUGCAAUGUUAUAAAGAAAAAUAAAGAAAUGGAUAAACAGGCUAAUAUUAUGAUUAAUGAGUAUGAAGAAAUCGAAGCUGCAGAAUUUCAACAUUCGCAAUCCAAUAAACUCGUGCGCAAUUCCGUAUCAGAUAGUGGAGAGAAUACGGACGUAUCCGAUAAUACAAAUGUCGACUUUAAUGCCAUGGCCCAAGAUAGAUUGUCAGUAACUUCAAUAACUUUCAUAAAACGAAUGAAUAAUCUUACUUCAAUAAAGAGCCAAUAUCGGCAAAGAAAUCCGAAGAGAGUUUGUUACUUUCGUCGUACACCAUCACGAGGAAUCGCGUCAAAUUUCAGGCAGAAUUUAAAAAUAGAAGGUAAAUACUGAAGUAACUUUCCAAUUGCCUCGUGCAUUGUUGUUUCUUGUCCUACGACUGGUAAAAAAAGAUGAGGAUGUUGUAGGCCAUGAAGGCCAUUAAUUAAUACAGCAGAAAGGGAAAUACUGAGAAAUGCGGAAUAUACUAUAUAAUAAUACAAAAAUUUGGUUGCAGAAAAUAUGUAACACGUACAGUUGUUUACUUAAAUCGUGCUAAACACUUAUAGAAAUCUUCUAUUAAAUAAGUGUUCAAUUACUUUUGUGAGCUACUGCAUUUAGUAAUGAGCAAAAUAUUCUUUUAAAAAUCAACUCUCGUAUGUAAUAUGAUAAAGCUAAGGAUAAAUAACAGAGAAAGAUAAUUACCUAAUUCGUCGAGAAGUUACACUGUUGUUCUUGUAGUUAACGUGCAGACUCAGUAAAGAAUUAGAAUAAGAUCCUUUAUUAACACUGACAUAAAAUCAAGAUGAUUGGACGAAUAAUAUGUAAAAAAUUAAGAAAAUUAAUUAUGAAAUUAUUAUGCUAUAAGAUCAUGAAAUUGUAGAUACAUACAUGUAUUUAAUAAGUGGUUAAAAAGAAAUAAUUUGAAGAAAAUUGUGCGUGGAAUAAAUACGCGUAAGAUGGAACAGUCACCUUACUUGAGUACAUAUUUUGAUAUCACUCGAUGAAAUAAAAAAGUGCUUAAAAAAGCAGGGUAGAAUUAAUAUAUGAGAUAAGAGAAUUAUUCUAGGGAACAUCUGUCUUUUAUCCGAUUAUUUAUCAACGCGGGAAGGCUAAAGAAUUAUAUAAGAAAAUACUGCACUAAGUAAAAACGAUAACUCUUUGUUUAAUACUGGUAGAAAGUUUGCAAAGGUAAAAAAUAAAAAGUAACAGGCUGGAAAUAAUAAAGUAAUAAAACCAAGAGGAAAAGGAUAUCUUUACUAAAAUUAUUGAAAAAUAAGCAAUUAAUUUGAUUAAAAUGUAUACCGUUUAUUUUAGAAAAAAAUAUUUAGA